CAGUGUCACAGCGGUCUUUUAAUUUUAUUGGAAGUUUCAGUAAAUAUUAAAUAAACCAUAAUUUUCUGUAUGGAACGUGCUGUUUUCCCCUACCACAAAUUUAUAUGUAAUUUAACAGUAGUGAUAAUCGUGAGAAUCACUGAUUGGUGUUAAUGUCAAUAAACGAACAAUGAUUUGGGAUCGAGAUUAAUAGGUUAUAUGUAAGGGCGGUAAGGUCAAGGGAUAAUAACAGGAAAACAUAUUUUGUAGUGUAAUUAAUCUUACUGAUAUGCCAGCAUGGAUACAACAAAAAGUAAAUCUUGGGCUGAGCUUUUGGAUGAGGAAGAGAGUGUGGAAGAACCAGUUUUUCAGAAAAUGCAUGUGCCUGUAAAACUCAACUUAAUACGUGAGUUGAAAACAGAAACUGCUGAGGAAACAGACGUAAUGAAAUUAUCAGUGAAUGACAAAAUUGUGAGCUAUGAAAAGGAGUUUGAAGCCGAUGUGAAUGUCAAAGAAGAGUUGGAAGAUGAGAAUGAAGUAACAAGACUUCAGAAGGAGUUAGAUAUAUUUGAGCAUGAGUGGGUAAAAGAGCUAAAACAAGAACAGUUGAAUGAGAAUCAAACAAGAGAAACAACUGAAACAUACAUCUCUAGUGAUUUGAAACAAGAGAGGAAUAAUGAAAUAAAAGAUAUGUGUGAUGUAGAAAGUUGUAAGGAUGAUAUACCCACUAAAGUAAGAUCAGCGAAAGUUAAAGCAGAAACAUAUUUCUGUGAACAAACAAAUGAGUUGGAUAUUGACAAACAGAUUAAAAAAGGUUAUGAUGGAAAAUGUUCAGAAGUUGCAUGUAGGGAUGAAAGAUACAUUAAAAAGGAGAAAGAUACAGUGUGUCCUAAAAUUGAAGAGGCAAAGUUUCAGAGUUGCAAAUUAGAAGUCAACAAUUGCAGAACUGAAAAUGCAAAUCUAAGUAACACUAAAGAAGAAGGGUAUAGGAAACGAAGUCGAAAUUGGCAUGGUGGCAACCCUGAGAAAAUACCUUAUAGCACAAAUGAGAGUAAAAAGUCACGAAAAGUAAUUGAAUAUGAGACCGACCCUGAAGUUCUGCAUAGAAGACAGAAGCAAAUUGACUAUGGCAAAAAUACAACUGGCUAUGAUCGCUACAGGGAACUGGUUCCGAAGGACAAGAGAACAAAGAAACAUCCUAGAACACCUCCGAAGCAUAUCAAAUACAGUCGAAGGGCUUGGGAUGGUAUUAUACGAGUUUGGCGACAGAGUCUACAUUUCUGGGAUCCUCCUGAAGGAAAGCCUGACAUCAGUGACACAUUAUCAGACAUCUCUGUUGAGGUGAGCAGUCAAGCAAGUGGGGAUACAUCAGAUAAUGAUCGACAUGUCAGAGUCAAGAGGAACACUCAGUCAUCAAGUGGCUCCUGUAGCCUUGAAUAUGAAAACGAAGACUACUUGAUAUUGGAUGAGACCUAUACAGAUGCUUGAAAUAUCAUUUUUGUAUACCAUUUGUAACAGAUUGUCCAAUCUUGAAUGUUACUGCAAAUACUGUAUAAGGGAUGUGCAUUUUAUGCACUGAUAAGUUAAGGUUGUUAAGGUUGCAAGUUAAGUUCCAGUAAUAUUAUUACAGUAGGCAACAAUAUAUAGAAUCCUGUUACACCGUAACUAAAUAGGUGUAAAUUAAAUAACAUAAGAAAUGUAGGUUAAUUUACCAGAGUGAAGGCAUUUAGAGAUGCAAUUGGAAGGACACCAGAUAUAAUUUUAUUUAACUUAUUACUGUGUGAAGAAGCUAUUCAGUUAACAUAUUUUUACUCAUUUUUGGAUUGGCUGGUGUUGAUUUUACAAUAUUUAAUUCUGUAAUCAGCAUAUACACUGAAGCGCCAAAAGUCAUGGGAUAGGUACUUAGUAUCGUGUAGGACCCCCUUUAGCCCGGCGAAGUGCAGCAACUCGACAU
Molecule: messenger RNA, 1933 nt
Organism: Cryptotermes secundus
Lineage: Eukaryota; Metazoa; Arthropoda; Insecta; Blattodea; Kalotermitidae
Gene: Slbp
Product: histone RNA hairpin-binding protein
Exons: 5
Coding region: 277-1467 (396 amino acids)
Biological process (GO): mRNA 3'-end processing by stem-loop binding and cleavage; mRNA transport
Cellular component (GO): histone pre-mRNA 3'end processing complex; cytoplasm
Molecular function (GO): histone pre-mRNA stem-loop binding; mRNA binding
Source: RefSeq, a predicted model, not a curated record